AUGGAAGUGUGUGAUGGAUGGGCUCCAUUGCGCGAGAUAUUGGGAAUCAAUAUCCCAGAUGAGCCGUUCCCUAGAGCAAAUGAUUCUUAUGCUAUUGAGGGCCUGGCACAGCAGAUUGUGCUGGAGGCCCGGUCAAGUUGGGCAGGUAUAUUUGCAGUGACUGGGGCUUUGGGAUAUGGCGCGUGGUGGCUAAGGAAGAGCAGCAUUGUACGGGUUGCAAUACAAACAGGCUUGGAGGGUAUUAAUGCGUGCAGUAUUGCUUUGGCUGCAAAUAUAAGCGAAUUAAGGGUGAAUGGGAUAAAUACGAAGGAGGCAUGGAGCCAGAAAACGACAGGUUCUGGAAGCACAGGAAAGGGGGUAUUCGGAAAAGGAGGCCCACGAUUUCUUGGAAAGGAUGAAGCGAACGAAAGAAGAAGUCCAUGCAUUUCGCAAACAAGAAGAAGAGAGCCAGGCCAGAGAGAAGCGGAAUGA
Paracoccidioides lutzii Pb01 is the source of this 471-nucleotide messenger RNA. RefSeq lists its product as hypothetical. The transcript has a single exon. The record is from RefSeq and is a predicted model, not a curated record. Bases 1 to 471 code for a protein of 156 amino acids.